Trichomycterus rosablanca is the source of this 3088-nucleotide messenger RNA. It is a transcript of the gene itm2bb, whose product is annotated as integral membrane protein 2Bb. Gene Ontology annotation, cellular component: plasma membrane; extracellular exosome; Golgi apparatus. NCBI's taxonomy places the organism in Eukaryota, Metazoa, Chordata, Actinopteri, Siluriformes, Trichomycteridae. Gene Ontology annotation, molecular function: amyloid-beta binding. The record is from RefSeq and is a predicted model, not a curated record. The transcript is spliced from 6 exons. Bases 108 to 884 code for a protein of 258 amino acids. Gene Ontology annotation, biological process: negative regulation of amyloid precursor protein biosynthetic process.
GUAUGUGCGUCACAAAUCGGGAUUAUAUCUGGUCGGAGGUUAGACGGUAGUCUCGGUGUGUCAAUUUUUCAGUUUUCAUAGUUUUUAUUCAUAACAUCUCCCCCAUCAUGGUGAAAGUGAGCUUUAGUGCGGCUCUUGCUCAGAAAGACGCAAAAAAAGAUAGUGAGACGCUCAUUCCUGAACAGAAGGACCCUGAGGCACAGUUUGUGGGCCAGCCGUCGAGGGCGUGGUGUUGGUGCUUCUACCUGGGAUUGGCACUCAUGCUCUCAGGUGUGGUUGUAGGUGGUGCUUACCUGUACAGGCACUACGUAGUGGAGGAAGGCCAUGUGUUUGUGUGUGGAAUGAAGUACCGUGAGCAGGACUACAUGAUCCAGGAGGAGGAGGAUGUGAUCAUGGAGGACACUCCAGUAAACUUGCGCAGAAUUGAAGAGAUAGUGCGAGUGCUGCAGGAUGAGGAGGUGGAGCUCAUCAACGUCCCCAUUCCCGAAUUCGGAGACAGCGACCCGGCCGACAUUGUGCAUGAUUUCAAACUGAAAAUGACAGCAUAUCUGGAUUUGAAUUUGGAAAAAUGCUACGUGAUUCCUCUCAACACCUCUGUGGUUAUGCCCCCUCGCAACUUCAUGGACCUGCUUACCAAAAUUAAGGCUGGUACCUAUCUGCCACAAACAUACCUAGUACGUGAGCAGAUGAUUGUCACUGAGAAGCUGGAUGACAUUGAGCACCUGGGCUACUUUAUUAACCAACUGUGCCGUGGCAAAGAUACCUACAGACUGCAGCGUCGAGAUACCAUUCUGGGUCUUCAAAAACGUGAAGCUCUGAAUUGCCACAAGAUCCUCCACUUUGAGAACCAGUUUGCAGUGGAGACCAUGAUCUGUGAGGAGUGAGAGAAAAGGAGAGAAAAAAAAACCUAAGAGGAAAAGCAACAGAUUUUCCCUUUUGUUUUCUAUGGCACCUUCUUAUUUUUUGCUUGAAAUCGUGUUCAUGUUCUGGUUGAUCUAAAGAAAUCAAAUUUCCAUCAUGCUUUACACUUUUGAUUCUACUUAAAAUAAGGUAAAACAUUAUUAAAAAGGUAAACGUGUUUGUGUGUGUAAAUGAGAGAGAGAGAGAGAGAGAGAGAGUGUGAGUAAAUGUCAGUAAAUGUCAUGUAGUCAUGUAUAAAAAUGCAAAAGUCUGAACACCCCUGAUCAUAUUCCAUGUUUUAAGGAUUUUUUAAAAAGUUAUAACAAGUUAACAUCCUCUACAGAAUUUUUUGCAAUUAGUGUACAAAUACAGAUUUUUUUCCAUUUUAUUUUUAUGUUUUACCAACACUUGAUCCUAAUAAGCAUAUAACACCCCUGGGGACUUGAACCCUGGAUCCCCAUAAUAAUGGACUAGCAUAAUUUUCACUGUGCCACUCGAGUGCCACAAAAUACCAUUUAUUUGCUAAAUUUAACAUAUGUGCAAACAAAAAGACAAUAUUUAAGUGUGUUCCCUGUAGAGGAUGUGAACUUAUAUAAAAAAAAUGACCAGGGAUGUCGGAACAUUUUCAUACGACUGUGGCUGAAGCUUAAUCUUUAAUAUGAAUGCAUUAUAAAAAUGGAUAGCUAGUUGUUUUCUUAGAAGAAUUAAAGUAACUACAUUGUGAUUAAGAAAGAAACUGUAAUCAACAGCUGUACCUAAGCCCCUUUCUAACCAAUAGCCCAAGAAAACACCAGACUUUGUGUGUAAAACAACAACCAAACAUGACUUUAUGUCAUUCACACAUGCUGGCUUUAAACAGCAAUAACAGUCCUGAAUUUUAAUUUAUGUUCUGGUACAUUUUUUUUCGAACUAUUAACUUCUUAUUCACUUAAAAAUGAUUUUGCAUGCUAUGACUCAUUGCUGGAUACUUAUAGCUGAUACUUCUCAGUCUUUCAAAUUUGCAGAAAUGGAGUGUGCUUUAUACCUUAGUACAGGUAUUAUCAGCUUGGCCUCAAUAUUUCUCCUAAAUGCUAAUCUAUCACCUUUUAACUACAUGUGAACUAACCUGGUAUUUACCUAACAGUAGUACUAAGUAAUGACCUAGCAUUUUGCACACUCAACAAUGACCUGGUAAAAAAUGCCCUGGCAAGUGUGAAAGGGGCAGUUAACAAAAUUGGUUACCCUACAUUUAAGUCGUUUAUCUUUCUAUUUCACUGGAAACCUUUUACAGUACAAAUAAUUUUAUAUAAUUAAACUAUUAAAACACUAUGUUUUUUACAAUCAAGAAAUAAUUAACUGUCAAAUUGACAUUGUAAACAAAUUAACUUUAGAUUUCUAACAUAAUAUUUGUAAAUAACCCUUCUGUUCAAAUAUUAAAAAAAACUUUCUUUAUUGUAUGUUAUUCUUCAUCAUUUUUUACAGAGGAAAAAACUCAUGAAACAGACUGAAUGUGUUUAUAUGUUCAUGCAUAUGUGUGCACACAUUGUGUUCUAUUGACAUUAUAUAAAAGAAAAUUACUUCUGGCACCAAAGACAGAACCUUAUCACCAUUUUCGCACCAAGCGGUAUUUGUUAGGUGUUUUGGGGGGUAGUAUACAAUGGGGGAGGACAAUUUUUUUUAACUUUUGUUCUGUUAUUUCAUAUAAUUUAACUUUAUAUCAGCAUAUAUCAAUUUUGACUUUGUACUUUUAAAUAUGAAAUGCACAGAUAUAUGAUUAUAAGCAAAUAGGUUUAAAAAAUGGGUGAAUUUAGUCAAGUUAGUAAUGUAAAUAUGUAAUGGUUAAAAUAAAUCAUUUUAUUUAUUAGGAUUUUAACGUCAUGUUUACACACUUUGGUUACAUUCAUGACAGGACAGGUAGUUACUCGUUUCACAAGAUUCAUCAGUUCAAGUUUAAUGUCAAACACAGUCAUGAACAAAUUUUGCAUCUCCAAUUCACCUCACUUGCAUGUUUUUGGACUGUGGGAGGAACCCAGAGGAAACCCACGAAGACAUGGCAAGAACAUGCAAACUCCACAGAGAAAGAACCCGGACCAACCCACCUAGGGAUCGAACUUGGAACCUUCUUCCUGUGAGGCGACAGUGCUACCCACUAAGAUAGUAAUGUAAUUAUUAAGAUAGUAAUAUUUUAAAUAAACAUAUUACAAUAUUA